Blastocystis hominis is the source of this 2198-nucleotide messenger RNA. RefSeq lists its product as hypothetical. The record is from RefSeq and is a predicted model, not a curated record. Bases 1677 to 2198 code for a protein of 173 amino acids. Gene Ontology annotation, molecular function: RNA binding. The transcript is spliced from 6 exons. Lineage: Eukaryota; Bigyra; Opalinata; Blastocystidae.
AUCUAAUUGAAAGGAACGAUUUGCUCUACGGUAUAGGGAUGGGCAUUUUACAUACGGGAGUUGUUGUGGAUGGAAGGGAGUACUCCUAUGGAGAAGGCGGUGGUAUCAUUUCGUCUCUCCCUCGUAACGUGCUCGGAGUCAAGUAUCGAGAAACCAUCGAUAUGGGCGAGACUUUUUUAUCUCCGGCACAAAUCAAAGACGUAAUUCGAAACAUGCGUUUGACUUAUCGAGGUGAUAAUUAUAAUCUUAUUUCAAAAAAUUGCAACAACUUUUCGAACGAGUUGUGUACGAUCAUUGUAGGUAAAGGAAUUCCUGCUUAUAUCAAUCGUUGCGCCAGUGUAGCCAACUGGAUGAGUAAGAAACAUAACCAGUUGAAAGGAUUUGUCGACAAACUGGAAAUCAAGUCUCCCACGUUAAAGUCGGCUUCCACUCCGGAAGCGGGAGUUUGUAGUGAUAAUUCGGUAAAAGAAACACCGAAGUGAGAUUUGUUUGAGAGAACAAGCACGAUGAAGGUAGAUUGUUACAACUAUUCUUUUAAAUUGUCUCUCCUGUUCAAUCACUUAUUUACGAGGAAUACAUUCCCUCCUAACUCUUUUUAAAUUGGCGAAUCCACUCAACAAGAACGACAAACUUUUGGUAAUCUUCCUGUUUCAACUUGGAUGUCAAUUCCUCCGGGCUCAAUUUCAACGAAUCCUUCAAAUAAUUCGAUAGAACCAUAGAAAGUUCCUGUACAAACGACAUUCGCUUUUCCACCAACUCCAAUUGACCAAAACUAAGGAUGAAGUCUCGUUUUGAUAAAUUACUCUAACUUCAAACCAUUGUCCCGUUUCUGGACCAGAUUAUCCACCUGACUAAGCUGCUUUCGCAAUUCACGAAUCUUCUUGAUGCAUUCCUCUUCGGAGAGCGACGCUUUUUUCCUAUCUCCAGCUCUUGAUACUUCUCUGGACACAGGCUUCUCAGGAAUAGGCUCGCUGAUUGUCUCAGAAACAGAAUUGCUGUCCGAUUUGCGCUAUUAUUAAGCAACCGAACAAGAACGAACCGAUUCCACUGCGACAUUUGGCUUUGGAGACACUUUGCGAUUCGGAGCAGGUUCUUUACUUGAAGCUGCAGCCUUCAAUCGUUCACGCAUCUAGGGAGACACACAAGACUCGAACUUACAGCGAUCAUCGGAGGUCGAUACACUUUUCUCUCUUCGAUUGGGACAUACCCCGAUUUCACACGACGAGCAGGUCUCCAUGUACCAUCCGCUCGCUAAAAUCGAGUCACCAAGAAAAGUAAUACCUGGGUGCUUGGAAUCCACUCGUUCCCUUCAUCAUCAUAAUAUUUUCCGUCUCUCUCGUUCAAAUCUUCCUUUCGGUACAUUUCAAAAAGGAAAGAAUACAAAGUGAAAAAGGAUGAAUAAAGGGUGAUCGCAAAAAUGUUGGAGAUAGUAAAUAGAUGCGAGAUGGUUAUAGGGAGAAAAUGGAGAGAAGAAUCAGGAAAAGAAAGAUUUCAAAUUACUGUCAACGAACAAAAAAUUCGAAAUGGAAACUAUAGUGGGCUUGACAGAGCCGGGUUGUCAAAAACAUCCUAAUGAUGCGAGAAACUCGGUCGCAUCCUUCCAGUAGCGAGAAAAGAAGGAGAGCCACCCAUGCCUCCCAUAAGAGAGCCUCUCCUGGUUGACCAAAAAAAAUCUGAUGGAUAACACACGUCCUCCUACUGACGUCAAUAGUCUCUUCUCCGUUCGUAUUGACAAUCUUCCGAACGAUGCUACGAAGGAGGAUCUGAACAACCAUUUCGAAAAAUAUGGAAAGAUUGCUGAUAUCUAUAUUCCUCGAAAUACUCAUGAUGGUGGAAACAGAGGUUUUGGUUUUGUUCGCUACGUCAACGAGGACGAGGCACGGAAGGCCUUGGACGAGAAUGGCGAGGAGCUGAACGGCCAAACGAUGCGCGUCUCGAUGGCUGAUGCGCGCCCUCCCAGAAGAGAGCCACGCGAUCGCAGCCGUAGCUAUGAUCGUCACCGCAGACAUCGUAGCCGCAGUUACAGCCAUGGUCGUAGACAUCACAGCCGAUCGCGCAGCCGAUCGCGCAGCCGCAGCUACGGCCACUCUUACCGCUCUUCCAGCCGUCGAGACCGCAGUGGACGUCGUGAUGCGAGCCGUUCAGGUUCUCGCAGCCGUUCUGGAAGCAGACGUCGUUCGGAUUCUAGAAGUCAUUGA